This is a messenger RNA of Anisakis simplex (herring worm), 918 nucleotides long. The record is from the annotation of a GenBank genome assembly. NCBI's taxonomy places the organism in Eukaryota, Metazoa, Nematoda, Chromadorea, Rhabditida, Anisakidae.
AUGGCGAAGCGAAGUAUGCGGACGUUGAAAAGUAUUUGCUUAAGAUCGGUGGUGAUUGUUCAUCAUGCAAUACUCUCAGAAGAAGCAAUCAAAUUAUUACCGUCGGCUUUGAACAGUCUGAUUGAGCGAUUGCACUUCGACAUUGAUCACUUUGUUCGAAGUCAAUCGAGCGUUGUGCACAUUGAACCGGAAUGGAUUUCCAUCACUGAUUCAUUCACAAUUGACUAUUCGAGAACGUUUGAACGAUGUUUGAACGAAAUCGAAUCCCCUGUAGACGCCUUCAGAUUCGCAUCGAUUAAUGCGCAGCAUCAGGUGUGUGAAGCAAUUUGGCACAGACUGAAUGAUGAACAACGUCAUUAUUUAGCUAGGGAUUCGAGUGUGAUUGUUACUGCAUCCAUGUGGCAGUGUGAAAAUGGAGGAGCAAAUCAGUUUGCUUAUACAGCUGCUUGCGAAGAAGCCGCUUCUAUGGGAUGGUCAAGAGCAUUGCUCUUCUGGCUGGCAUUUAUUGACCCUGAGCACUUUUGCAAAGAGUAUCCUGGGUUCGUGUUAGAGGAGGAAAUGGAAUUGCAGCGUUACGGUGUUUUUCACAGCGUGCGAGCUGAUGAUGGAUUUCAGUCGAUGCCACAUGUGGAGCCGCUCGACUUGUGGGCACACUUGGUCAUCUUAUCGAUACUCAACCGCCAAUGGGCAAUCUUGAAACUGUUACCGCUUGAUUCUGUUGAAUGCGCUUUCCACCGGUUUUUCCCAGACGGUCGAAUCAAAGCGUCUUUCUUGGAGUUGUUAGCGAUGAGUCCGCAACAGGUUCAGUCAAAGUGCCGCAGUGUGACACGAGCGCUUCUCAAGUGGAUACCACGUCUUGACCGUGAAAUGUUGAUUUACAGAAUUGAGAAUAAUCAACUGCUGAAGGAAUUUGUUAAU